Molecule: messenger RNA, 1185 nt
Organism: Nematocida minor
Lineage: Eukaryota; Fungi; Microsporidia
Product: large subunit ribosomal protein L3e
Exons: 1
Coding region: 1-1185 (394 amino acids)
Biological process (GO): translation; ribosomal large subunit assembly
Cellular component (GO): cytosolic large ribosomal subunit; ribosome
Molecular function (GO): structural constituent of ribosome; RNA binding
Source: RefSeq, a predicted model, not a curated record
AUGAGUCACAGAAAGUACGAAGCACCAAGACACGGAUCCCUCGCUUACCUCCCCAGAAAGAGAGCAGAGAGAAUAAGACCAACAAUACCAUCAUAUCCCCAGGACGAUGCAUCCCAGGCAGUCCAUCUGACCACCUACUUCGCAUACAAGGCUGGUAUGACCCACGUCCUCAGAGUCGGAGAAAGAGAAGGCAGCAAGCUGAACAAGAGAGAAAUAGUCGACCCAGUCACUGUCCUGGAAACACCAAAGUGUGUUGUUUUCGGCCUUGUAGGAUACAAGAAAACUCCCCAGGGACUGAAGAACGUAAAGACCGUUCUUGCUGAGCACAUUGACGAGUCAGUGAAGAGAAGAUACUACAAAAGAUACUACAGGUCGCAGAAGACUGCCCUCUCCAACUAUCCUCUUAAGUACAAGAACGGAGUAAUUGAGCAGGAGAUCCAGGCCAUCAGAGAGUCUGCAGAUGUCAUCAGAGUUCUGAUCCACAGUCAAGCACCAAAGAUCAAGAUUCUCAACACCAAGAAAGCCCACAUCAUGGAGUCGCAGCUGAACGGAGGAACCAUCCAGGAGAAGAUCGACUUUGCGCUGAACAACUUUGAAAAGGAGAUCUCUGUCCAGGACUGCUUCGAGAAGCAGGAGAUGAUCGACAUCAUUGGAGUCACAAAAGGAAAGGGUUUCCAGGGAUGUACCAAGAGAUGGGGAACCACCAUCCUCCCAAGAAAAACCAACAAGGGGCUUAGAAAGGUAGCUUGCAUCGGCGCAUGGCACCCCAGCAGAGUUAUGUACUCCGUUCCCAGAGCAGGUCAGACAGGAUUCCACCACAGAGUCAUGCAGAACAAGAGAGUGUACCUUGUGGGAGACGGACAGGACAAGACCGUAUGCAAGACAGAGUUCGAUCUCACUGAAAAGACUAUUAACCCAAUGGGAGGAUUCUGCGGAUACGGAAACGUUAACAACGACUUCCUUAUGGUCAAGGGGUCAGUUGUGGGCCCAAGAAAGAGAGUUCUUGUUCUGAGAAAGGUUGUCGGAAGAAAGUUCAAGGGAAUCAACGCAGAGCCCAUCAACAUCAAGUUCAUUGAUACAUCUUCCAAGAUUGGAAGUGGUAGAUUCCAGACAUCCGCUGAGAAGGAAGAGUUCUACGGAAAAGUUAAAUCCGAAAUCGAAGCUGAGAUCAACGCAGAAGAAUAA